AUGGGGAGUGAAAUAACUGGGACCCAGCAGCUGGGAGCAGGUCUGUAUCAUUCCAGGGAGAGAGGAAUGAACACUUUCCUGUUCCGCCCUCACUGCGGAGAGGCUGGCGCUAUCACUCAUCUACUUGCAGCAUUCAUGACAGCAGACAAUAUCUCUCAUGGAUUGAACUUGAAAAAGAGUCCCGUGCUGCAAUACCUGUACCUUUUGGCGAAAAUCCCCAUUGCCAUGUCACCCCUGAGUAAUAACAGCCUGUUUCUGGAAUAUGCUAAGAACCCAUUGCUGGAUUUCCAUGAAAAAGGCCUGGUAAUAUCUUUGUCUACAGAUGAUCCUAUGCAGUUCCAUUACACCAAGGAGCCUCUUAUGGAAGAAUAUGCCAUUGCUGCCCAAGUUUUCAAGCUCAGCACCUGUGACAUGUGUGAGAUUGCAAGGAACAGUGUUCUGCAGUGUGGAUUGUCCAAAGAGGAGAAGCAGCAUUGUCUUGGGGAAGACUAUCACAUGGAAGGGCCACAAGGCAAUGAUAUCCGCAAGACUAAUGUGGCCCAGAUAAGGAUGGCUUACAGAUAUGAAACCUGGUGUUAUGAGCUCCAUCUCAUCCUACAGGCUUUAAAAACAGCCGAGUAAAGAAUACUACAGGCAGUCUACACAAGUUUUAACCUCAUGGGCCAUUACUGAAGAAACUUCAAGCAAGUUUGAAUCCCCCUGUAGGUGCCAUGUUAAAAUCCUACACAGAAUUUAUAUACGACAAAAGUGUUCAUCCUAACAUUAUUGCUGUUAAAGUGCUUUUUAGCAGAUAUGCUCAUUUAGUUGUUUACCUCAUGUAUAUCUUCUCCGUGCUUUUUUUUUGGGCCUCUACUGACUCAUUUUCACCAUGUAAACAAACCUCUCUGUUUGAAGCAUUUCCUGUUGCUGGAUCCAACCUCUCGUUUGUCUGCUACGGCUCUGGCACUGCCCCUAAAAACACCCAACUGCCCC
This is a messenger RNA of Bufo gargarizans (Asiatic toad), 972 nucleotides long. Its product is annotated as AMP deaminase 1-like. Gene Ontology annotation, cellular component: cytosol. Gene Ontology annotation, molecular function: AMP deaminase activity. The transcript is spliced from 5 exons. The record is from RefSeq and is a predicted model, not a curated record. Bases 1 to 621 code for a protein of 206 amino acids. Gene Ontology annotation, biological process: AMP metabolic process; IMP salvage. NCBI's taxonomy places the organism in Eukaryota, Metazoa, Chordata, Amphibia, Anura, Bufonidae.